CGAUGAUCCACUCGCGGCGACUCGUGACAACGAUCGCUGGCCUUGGCCUCGCGAGCGCGAGCGCAUGGAUGUACUCGGACGAGGACAUGGCGCCUCUCGUCGUCGAGAGCCCGACGAAGAAGUCGAAGCGCAGCCGCAACAACAGCCUCAACGGGCCAUGGGACGCCAAACGCCAUGGCAUCGAGCAGAGCUACUUCCGCAAGGUCGGCGACUACCUCGCGUCCGCGACCGUCCAAGCAUCGACGGCGUAUGUCUCCCUUGCAGGGCGUGGCAACCAGGCGCUCGACGUGGCCGACCGCGGACACCCGCAGCUCGACGCCAAGCAGUUGAUUGCCAGCAGCAACUUUGAUCUACUCCUCAACCUCGUCGCGAGCGAUACCAACAACACAGUACACGACGACACGUACAAAGCAAUCAACCGUGCGGCCGAGCGCAACGUCGAAUGCGCGGCCGCGAUCGCCGAGCGGGCGACGCGGUACGGCAAGCAGGCGCUCGUGCACCUCGCACGGCGCAACGACCUCGAUGGACGCCUUGGCGACGCGCUCCGCGGACUGACCGUCCUCAACGGCAACGAAUGUCGGUUCGGGCCUGCGAACCUCACAUCACUCGUCGCACUCGUAUGCGCCAGCGACCUCCCACCGUCCUACGCCGAGUUUGCGUGGUGGGCCCUCGCUGCUAGUGCGAGCGACCGCGCGCUCACGUCACGCUACCGGUGGCGCAAAGCGUGGUUUGGCGACGAUCGCGUUGCUCGGACGCGGUCCGUCCUCAUGAAGAACCCGUACAUCUGGUCGGCGCUGCUCGCAACCGACGCCGCCAGCCCCGAAGUGCAGCUCCAAGCCUCAUCGCUCGUCAAAGAACUCGUCAAGUCCUCCACCAUGACGACCUGCCUCGACGAUGAGAAACUCGACUUGAUCUGGGAGUGGUUUGUCACGGACGAUGACGUACCGCUCAGCCUCAACGCCAUCGAGACGCUUGCGGUCGUUGCAUCGGACCCUGCGUGGCGCGCCAAGGUGCUCAGCCGCGGCUUCCUCGACCAGCUGCACCACAAGAUGCACGGAACGAAGGACCCGCGCCUGGCCGCCGCGGUCCUCCGCGCUGUCCACGCAGUCGCGUUUCACCACGCGUCGUCGGACCUGGACGCCCACGCGCUCUCGCGCUUUGACGACGGCGUCAGCGUCCUCGACGACGAUUGGCUCGGCGGCUCCGAAGCCGUCGACGAGCCCACGUAUGUGGCCGGCUGGAUCGACCUCUUCACCUCGUACCUUGGGCACGACGAUGUUGACAUUGCGCGCGAAGCUGUCCGGUGCCUCGAGGCUCUCUCGACCACAGGCAGCUACAAGAGCCAAGGGGUGCAAGAGUGGCUUAUCGCUGUGCUCGACCAAGUCCUUCGCAAUGUGCCCCAUGAAGUCGCAACGCAGGCCAGCACGGUACGCGCGGCCCGGAGUCGGACGCGACCGCUCCAGAACGCGCCCCCGAACAAGCCAAAUGAGUAUCUGGACGCGCACACGCGGGCACUGCGCGCCCUUGCGUUCGUGAUCGAACGGCCCGAGUGCCAAGGCGCGUUUGUCAAAGCCGGCGGCCUCUCGCUGCUGCACGCAAUGGCGGCGUCGCUCGAGACGAACGGCCCGUCGACCGCCAAGUUUCAACUCGAGUGGGCCCGCGUCCUCGCCAACCUCGCGUCCAGUGCCAACAUACAUUGGCACGUCAAGAGCGAGCUCCAGCGCGGUGUGUGGACGUCGGCGCUCACGACGCUCGCACAGUCCUCCAACAUCCAAGUCCAAAUGCAAGCUCGGCGAGCCCUCCACAAUCUCUCGAUGGUCACCAUGGUCCGUGACAAGCAGGAUGCCAACGAUGAGGACGAAGACGCAAUCGAGCAAAUGCCCCAAGAGAACGUGGUGUACCUCGAAGGCGUCCACCCGAUGCUCGGUGCCCCGACCGAAGGGCCGCCGGCUGCAUAUGACGUCGACGUUGUCUUCAUCCACGGCCUUCUUGGCUGUGCGUACGAGACGUGGAUCGGCGGCGACAACAUCCACGCGCCCGACGCGUCGACGCCCGUCUGGGCCAACGACUGGCUCGUCGCCGACCUCCGCGCCAAAGGGCUCUCGCCCCGAGUCGUGUCCCUUGGCUACGAUUCCAAGAUCUUUGCGUCCGAGUCCAACUUUGAGACGCUCUGUCUCGAAGAUACGAGCCGCGAUUUGCUCCAGAAGCUCCAGAAAGCCCAGGUGGGUACGUCCAAUCGGCCGGUCGUGUUUGUGACGCACAGCUUGGGCGGCAUCGUCCUCAAGAAGAUGCUCAGUGACGCGCCGGACCACGACAUGGCGUCCUUGCCCGAGGCGACGUCCGGCAUGAUGUUUUACUCGACGCCGCACCACGGGUCGCCGGUGGCCGUCGCCCUCCAGCGCAUCAACGUCAAGAGCCUCAACCUCGCGCACCCGGUCGUCGCCGACCUCCACGGCACGCCGCGUCUCAAGCAUCUCAACGAGUGGUGCGCGGCCUUUGCGGCCGAGAAGGGCGCCAACCUCCACGUGCUCAGCGUCGGCGAGACGCGCCCGAUGAAGAUCCCGAUCGUCGGCGUCGAGGCCGUCGUUGUGCCCGAGGCGUCGUCCAACCCGGGCUUUGGCGAGUACGUACGGCUGGACGACGCCGACCACAUUGACGUCUGCAAGCCCAAGUCCAUCGACGACGUGCGGUAUACGCUGGCCCGCGACUUCAUCCUGCGGUCCGUCCCGCGUCCAAGCAACAACGACGACCAUGGCGACGGCCACGACACUCAUAACUUAUAAAUACAGACGCGUCAUAUUAUCAGGA
This is a messenger RNA of Saprolegnia diclina VS20, 2808 nucleotides long. RefSeq lists its product as hypothetical. The record is from RefSeq and is a predicted model, not a curated record. Lineage: Eukaryota; Oomycota; Saprolegniomycetes; Saprolegniales; Saprolegniaceae. The annotation marks the transcript as partial. The transcript has 3 exons.